AUGGAGGAGAAUCGAACUCUAACCUACGAAUCCUUCGAUGAACGACUCACAAUUCAGAUGUGGCAUGCUCAGGUUGGAAAAAAUGAUGCAACUACGUGGCAUAUUCAAAUAUUUGCAGAGAAAUGUAAAAAGAGUCACAUUAUAUUUACAAGAGCCACGACACGUCGAAGAUAUUGCUGGAAGUAUGGAGGACGAGUGGGAUUGCAUUGAAGAAUGGUAGGGAAAGUGGCAAUUAUUCAUCAUUUCAACCGAAAAUGGGCGCUACAACGAAGUAGAACUCGCACGGAAUGGAACUGUUACGAUUUGGAACUCGCAACGUUAAGAUGCAACUGCGAGUUCCAAAUCAUAACAGUUCUAUUCCAUGCGAGUUCUACUUCGUUGAAGCGCCCAAAAACGAUGUACUCCGUCAAGAUUACUCGGAAUUUUGAAAAAAGCAGGUGAAAAAGGACGAUUGUGUUGUAUAAUUAGUGCAAAAGUAAAACAAAGUAUAGCUAAAGUUAACACAUUAAAAAUCGAACUAAAAAACUGAUAUGUACGUAAAAAACCGCAACUGACUCACUAACUGUGUGUUGAAAGAAAACAGCGUUAAAGAUCGAAACGAUUGGGUGUUAAAUACCCAUUCACAUCCGAAAACCCUAAUAAAACGAACGUGACUGCGAUCGCCGCAUUUCACACUCUUUUUCUGAGAUCCCAGCGCAAAAGUCGAGGAUAAAUGAGCUUUUUAGAUGUUUACUAACAAAAAAACAGGAAUAGUCAGUGAAAAAUAACGGUCACUUAAAUUUCAGUGUAAACCGACGGAAAGGAAGCGACCGUCUUCGCACCGCCUCUGUUGCCAUCAUUAUGUGUCUCCACCUGGGAGUCGAUCCGCCGGAUGCUCCUCCUCGCAAGGAAGCGCCCGCCCGUCUCAUCUCUUGGGUCGAUCCGUACAAGUGUGGCGCCCAUAAGGCGGCCACAGAGAUCGGAUCGGCAACGCAAAAAGCAUACGAGAAAUGGCAGCCGAAGUCAAAGUAAGCGGAAAUUAUGGGGGAGCGGGAUGAAAACACAGUUCAGUUCUAGGACUCGCUAUAAAAUUUGUACGGAUCCGCCAAUAGAUGACGUCAGAAAAGUGACGACGAACCUGAGAAGAAUAAGUGGAAACGAUCGGGUUCUGUUCCAUUACAACGGACACGGAGUCCCGCGACCCACUGACAACGGAGAGAUUUGGGUGUUCAACAAAAGUUUUACACAGGUUUGUUUACGAAAAAUAGAAACAAGUUGGGCCUAAAAUGUGCGGUCUUUGUAGUAGACAUAGAGAAAAGAAAAAAAAGUGAUGAAACUAAUUAGAACAAACACAGUUUUCACUCGAGAAUACGAGCGAUUUUCAAAAUCGAUGAAAAACAGUAAAAUGCAUGCGAAAGUGAGCAAGCUGGGAGGGAGGGGCGUCCAAGCAGAAGGCGAGAGAGUGUGGGAUUCGAGGAGGGAAUAUUGUAGCCUAAGAUGUCAACAACACGGAUAGCGAAAUCAUUGAAUUCAUGUUUGUUUUUGAAUAAAACGGCGAAAACGAAUGUGAUUCAUAAAGGAGGAAAAAACGUACUCGAACACUUCGAGAAGCUUCCAGUGAAAAACGGUUUUCAGUACAUUCCGCUGUCGAUAUUCGACUUGCAAGGAUGGCUCGACUACCCCACAAUCUACAUCUGGGAAACUCAUUCCGCCGAAACAAUCGUCAAAAACUACAAAAGAUUCGGCGAAGAUCAGAAAUUGUAGGCUUUUUACAGAUUGAAAAGGAGACACGAUCCUUUUUCAGAUCUUGGCAGAGUCGAUUUGAUCGAUGGCAAGAGGAACAGAGAAAUCUGCCGCCGAUUUCGUCAAAAAUGAACGAUUGGGAUCAGGCAGAAGCCAUGGGAUUCCCAGAGAAGUAUCCAAGAUACAACGUACUGUUCUGCGAGUCUGAUCGCAAGAAUCGUCUUCGUUUCAGGACUGUAUUCACUUGGCCGCCUGCUCGACCGAUCAGUUCCUUCCGAUGUCUGAUCCUCUUCUGCCCGCCGACCUCUUCACUUCCUGUCUCACCACUCCGAUCCGCACGUCGCUGGCGUUCCAUCUCAGCCAAUCUGAGCAUCGAGAUGAGUAUCCUGAGGACAUUCUCGAUAGGAUUCCUGGCAGUCUGACGGAGAGACGAACAGUGCUCGGUGAGCUCAACUGGAUAUUCACUGCCAUCACGGACACGAUCGCGUUCACUUCCAUCGAUCGGGAGCACUUCCAGAAGCUGUUUCGUCAAGAUCUUCUCCUGGCGACGCUGUUCCGCAGCUUUCUCCUUGCUCAAAGAGUAAUGGGAAAGUUCAAUGUUGGUGAGUGAUGACUGCAUUCACGGAAAAAGGAAUCGAAACAAUUCGCUGAUUUCAGACCCUGUCUCUCAUCCAGCUCUCAAAAACACGAAGAAUCACGAUUUGUGGAGGUGCUGGGAUCAGACGAUGGACAUGGUUCUCGACUACGUCAGAGAGCUGAUGUACGUGAAAGAAACUGCUAAGGCACUCUUCUGUGGACGCGACGUCAUCAUGAGAAGCAAUGUUUUCCCGUUCCUCGGUGCGUUUUCGCUCUAGAAAUCCUUCGAAACGGCUCAAUCUUUCAGUGCUCAUCGACUUUGAACACGUGAUAACAUUCAACGACACGCUCCAGUACAACACGUUCUUCACUGAGCAACUGCAAGCCUUCGAACUGUGGCUGGACUACGGAGUCGACGAAGGAACGCCCCCUCUCCAGCUCCCGAUGGUUCUCCAAGUGCUUCUCAGUCAGGCUCAUCGUGUCAGAGCCCUCCGGCUUCUCGCCAGAUUUCUCGAUUUCGGACGUUGGGCCAUCGGAUACUCGCUCGCCGUCGGAAUCUUUCCGUACGUGCUCAAACUUCUGCAGAGCAACAUAAGUGACCUCAAAAUCUCGCUCGCGUUCAUUUGGGCGAAGAUUCUGGCAGUGGAUCCGUCCUGCCAGAUCGAGUUAUUCAACGAGUGCGUCGACGAAUCGGCCUCGCAGGCACAGUCUCCUCCGCAACAACCGGCGGUUCCUGCCGUGAAGCAGCCCGCUGGGUUCUCAAAUCAACAGGCAGCACCACCUCCGCAGUUGACGAUGGAUGUAAGCAUGAACUCCAAAAGUACCAACUAAAAGUUACAUUUCAGAAACGUGCUAUUCAAAUGGCUCAAACGGGCGGGCGCUUCCAGAAUAAUCAGAACCAGACGGUGGACAUGCAAUUGCAAUACGCUCAACAACGACAAAUGGAGUCUGGCGGACAGCACUCUCCGAAUCCGCAGCCUCGGCAGCAGCAGAGACCGCAGGGCAUCAUGAAACAGCCGAAUCCGCCCGUCGCCGAGAAGAAAACCAUACUCCGAUUCCAAUAUUUCCUCUCAUUGCUCGGUGAGCAAGACGUGAAACCGAAACAGAAGACUGUCGCCGCGUUUGUUCUCGCCCAGCUCACUUCCAACAAUUUCAAAUUGGCACAAAAGGAACUGACCACGAAAAACUAUCUCCCAAUGUGCAUAGAAUUGUUAUGUGACGAUGAUGCACGGUCUGUGAAACUUUUAAAAUUGUGGAUACUCAUCGGGUUGGGUCGUUUGUGGUCGGAUUACGAUGAUGCGAGAUGGCAAGGAAUUCGGCUGAUGGCUCACGACAAAGUUCUUACCGAAUUGACUGACGAGUCUCCGGAAGUGAGAGCGGCCGCCGUGUUCGCCAUCGGAAGUUUGCUGAAGAACUCGUCUCGUGCCAAUGAGCACGCUUCUGCAGUCGAGGAGAAUCUGGCCGACGAAUUGUGCAUAACUUGCGUGUUCGACAGCUCCGUCCUCGUCAGAGAAGAGCUCAUCGUCGCCCUCCAAUGGUUCGUGUUCGAUUUCGAGAAGAGAUUCGUCAAGCUGUUGCUGGAUCUCGCUGGUCAAUGCAAAUUCAAACUCCCGCAGAGAAGAAACUCGUUUGAAAACGAAAAUGAAGAAGGAUUCGACAUCGCCGCCGAAAUGCCUUCAAUACGCAAAAAUUCCCGUCAGCCGCCGAUCAACGAGUUCAUGCAACCGACGAUGCAUCGGAAGAAGAUGUCGACGAGUGUGUUCGCCACGGCGGUCGAGGAAACUGUAAUGGAGGACGACACCGGAAAAGUUUACACGAUCGAACACGAUGCCGACCAUGUGGAAAGAGAAUCAGCGGACGUCGAAUACAGGUAAAGAGGCGGGGAGGGGACUGAUGAUUCUCACGCAAACAGUUGGGAGUACAGGACGAGGGCGAUGUCGCAGAUCCAGCACCUGGAAGCGAAGACGUUUAACGAAGGAGUCGCCAGGACGUGGCUCGCACUGCUCCGUCUCUCAUUAGAUCCCAUCGAAAGAGUUUGCAACCUUCCGAAACCAUCUUCUAAGCUUUAUUUUCAGGUGGCUAGAAUGGCCCAGAAAAUAGUGAAGCGCGUUGAAGCCGGAAUUCCUGAGAUGCAGGCGAGCAUCGAUCAAACAAUGGAACACCUGAACAAGAAGAUGAUUGCUCGAAAAACAUCUAAAGCUCUAGUCGAGAUGCCAAGAAAACCGGUCGGGCCGUCUGCAGAAACCGCCUUGCUGGCACAACAGAUACAAGAAAGAUUGGAAAUUGAGAAAGGUAAGCGAUAUAAUCGUUGAAUAAAAGUGUCUUACCAUAUUUCCAUCGAGUUCCAGCAUCUGGUUCUGUGAACAAAGGAAUAGAUUUCACCGAACUGAAGAGGAUUCAGAGUGAGAAGCAGAGACGGAAAGCGAAGGGACAAUUGAAAAAGCUGCAAGAUGAAUCGAAGGUCAAGUUUCAAGUUGGAAGUCCCGGAGAACUCGGUCAGCAAAAUCGUCAGUGAAUGGAGACAUUGACAGAUAACAAUGAAUUGUACGGUUUGCAGGAAACCCAGUCUCUCCAGGCAGUUCGUUCACCGAUGAAACACAAAGCAGUCAAUUGUUCUCGAACUACGAAGACAGUGACGAAGAAGACCGUGAAGAAGAAGAAGAACUGCUCGAGGAAGAAGAAGAAGAAAGAUCGGCCACCGCAGAGAGGGAGAUCGCGCCGACGACGGCUUCAGGGAAGACCAUCGUCCGAGGACCAUUCAGAAGAUUGGAAAUUAUCGACGUGGCCACGAAAGAGUUCACUCCUAAACGAAGAAAUAACAUCGCCGGGAACAUGCCGAAGCAAGGAGCGCAGCCAGACUCAAAAAGUCUCCGCAAAGUGAUAGACAAUCCGAUAGUCUCCACGCAGUUCGUCGCGUGGUGCAGCAAAGUGUUCGUUGAACCGAUUCUUCACGUCAUCGCCCUCGAUGAGAUAAAAGCAGAUCAUCGGGAAAUGAUUGAAGAUGAAGACGAAUUCAUGCCAGAACGAUACAGAGAAAAGAUCAAGGAAAUGCAGGCGAACGACAGAAAGAAGGACGAAGCGAAGAGAGAAAAGGACAAGAAGGAAGGAAAGAAGGAGAAGAAUCAGGAAGAUGUGGUGGUCACCACGACGACCAUCAGCGAUUGGGCGAUUCAUGCGAUGGAAGGAAUGGUUCAGAGCGCGGAUCUCGAGGGAAGAGACUUCAAAACUUGCCGCUACGAUCACUGCCUCUGGCAGGUAAAACUGACCCACCCCGCCCGUUCUCUUGUCACUUCUAAGCUCAGAAGGUAUGCGUUGUGUUAGUGUGAUUCAAAUAAUCCCAUUCCUUCAGAUGUAUGUACGCGUCCGAUGGUCGGAUGAUGACAAUUAUCCGGCAGGACACGGACACCCGUAACUUCCGUCGCUUCGAUCUGACCGAUUCCAACCCGUUCUGCGCGGCGCCCAUUUCGCAAUUAAUUCUUAUCAACGAAGAGUCUCGUGAAAUGGUGAUCGCUUGCAGUCGGAAUGGAGUCGUUCGCAUCUGGGAUCCCUACUUUUACGGGUGGUGCGAUGAUUAUGAGAAGCCACCAGAGCUCGUUUCUGCCUCGUUUCCUCUUGAGACCCAAAUGAGACUGAGCGACACUACAAACAGGUGUUUGUAUGAGUAAGUUACCGCGUAUUGUCGCAGUUUACAAACUGUUAAUUUCAGUUGGAAUCAACCGAACGGAAAGUUGUUGUGCACGGGCACACGGAGUGUGCGUAUCUGGGAUGCUCACUGCGAGAAAGUUUGUCAGGAUGUGCCGUACUCGUACAGCAGUCUGCAAUCAAACGGACCUGCUAUCCGACUGGACAAGAACACUCUUCCGACCGCAAUGUCCGGAAAUCUCGACGAAAAGGGAAACAUGGUGUGCAUCGGAUACGGAGACGGCCGCGUCGACUACUUCGAUAUGAGAAUGGCCAGUCCGAAGGCUGCGAGAGCGAAUCUGGCGCCCGCGCUCGGAAAUCACUUCGAUAAAGUUUCUCCAGAAAUAAUGUACUUGAAAGUGAAUCGGAAAGGAUACGACACUGAAAUGUUUGCUGGAAACCGCGACGGAUCCAUCUACAAACUAGAACUCCGAAUGUUUAAGGUUCUUGUUUCAGUACUUCUCAUUUCAGUUCAAACCAAUUCGUUCAGGAGACAACUCCAUCAAUCGUGACUCCAUGGAAACCAGGACAACAUUCUCAAAUGACUGUGCACGACGACUCCAGAAUCCUGGCUUCUUCGUCUGGAGGAGAUCUUGCAAUCUACGACGUCUCUCAGAAUAAGCAGAUGGCGUCGAUUUCACCGCCAGCUGAUAUCGACCCAAUGCGAAGAGAAAGGAGCACCGGCGGGUUCGGACUGUUCACUUCACAAAAAAAAUCGUCAACGGCCACUUUGAGCGGUCGGCUGACUCAUGAGAGAUCGCCGAAGAUUGUCUCACUGACGAUGCAUCAGAUGAGGUAAGAAGUCGAAGAUGGUUUGAAAUUAUCUGGAUCUUAAUCAUUGCAGACUUCUCACUGUGGCUGGUUACGACGACAACACAGUCUGCGUGUACGGAUCCCUGAAUCCCGGUUUGACGGGGCACUAUGAAAAAGCGAAUCCGCGAAACGUCAGCUCUCCCCCUCUCAUUUAA
Molecule: messenger RNA, 6947 nt
Organism: Caenorhabditis sp. 36 PRJEB53466
Lineage: Eukaryota; Metazoa; Nematoda; Chromadorea; Rhabditida; Rhabditidae
Source: the annotation of a GenBank genome assembly